AUGAGUGCUGACAAGUUACUGCUGCAUGCAUUUGAUGGUCGGCUCGUAGCCAUGUAAGGAGUAGGAGCUGGGUACUUCUUCUCAAUUCUGCCUUCUAUCAUAAGAAGUGGACAGAAGCAAAAACUUGUGAAACAGUUGCCUUUAACUUCUAUAUGCUUAGAAACAGAUUCACCUGCACUAGGACCAGAAAAACAGGUACAGAAUGAGCCCUGGAACAUUUCUAUUUCAGCAGAAUAUAUUGCCCAGGUGAAAGGGAUCUCAGUGGAAGAAGUUAUAGAAGUAACAACACAGAAUACAUUAAAACUGUUUCCUAAGCUCCCACACUUGCUCCAGAAAUAGCUUCAAAACCAUACAUUACAAAAUGGAAUCAACUGCAGGGGGCAGCAUUUGAAAAAUAAAAAUGUUCUGAUGAAGAAUCUGAACUCAAGAAGCUGUUUUAUAGGGUUUUAGAAUAUUUUAAUUGUAGAGAAAUAUUUCUUUUAGAAAGAAAACUGGGCUUAGAUCCUGAAAUCCUGGGUUCUGAUUCUAGCCUUAUGCUGCUUUUCAGUUAGCCGAGUUCUGGCGGGAUAUUGAGAAAAUACUGCUACUUCUUACAUUGCCCUAUUACACAGAACCACCAUCUGAACUGAAACCACUGCUUCUGGAAGGGUGGCUCCCACAGGAAGAGCAUAAGCACUACUGUGAUGAGGAUGGAGUUGGCUAAAGUGUGGGCUUACCACCUGUUUUUCUUCCCAUUGGAUUUAGCCAGUCAAGGGAGAGUGUCUGGUGUUCUGUGCUAUCAGAAAUCUCUUUUCUAGGUUUGUAAAAUUGAACUUUUAAUACUUUGAGUUAUUACUCUUUAAGAUAAAAAUGCAUAAGGAUUUUACACUGAUCUUAGAUUUUUGACUUAUGAGGUCAGUGGCUUGAACAAUCAUUAUUAAAUACAAAGCCCAAAAGUUUAGCUAAUAUACCAAUUUUAAGUUCUGGUAUGAAUUUUGUCAACAUAUUUAGAAUGUAAAUGACAUUGUUAAAAAUGUGUCUGACUUCCUUGUGAACAGUAAUAUUUUGUAUUUUUAAGUUUAAAAUGUUAGUAUAAGCCAAGCACAGUGGUAUGCACCUGUAGUGCCAGUUACUCAGGAGGCUGAGAUGGGAGGACCCCUUAAGCCUCAGUUUUAGUCCAGGCAACCUAGUGAGAUGUGAGAACCUGUCUCUAAAAAAGUACAUAAAUAAAAAUCUCAAAAAAAUAAAAAUCUCGGGUGUAAAAACAGUUCUGCAGAUAGAUGGUAGUGAUGGUAGCACAACAAUGUGAAGGUAUUUAAUGCCACUGAACUGUACACUCAUAAAGAAUGAAGAUGAUACAUUUUAUGUGUAUUUUACUAUAAUUUUUUUUAAAUCUUAUAUGUAGUUCAACAGGUGUGGUCCAUGGCAAAACUUAGGUAUUUAAUCUUUUUAUAUAAGCAGAAAAUGCUGGAAAAAGUACCUGUCAUAGAAAAAAUAAACUUCUUAAAUCAAAGUGA
Cebus imitator (Panamanian white-faced capuchin) is the source of this 1496-nucleotide messenger RNA. Its product is annotated as putative deoxyribonuclease TATDN3. Lineage: Eukaryota; Metazoa; Chordata; Mammalia; Primates; Cebidae. Gene Ontology annotation, molecular function: hydrolase activity, acting on ester bonds. The record is from RefSeq and is a predicted model, not a curated record.